AUGGCCCCGUCUUCCCUUGAUGUUCUGCUCAAAGGCAGCUCCGGCCGGAACACGCGCGGUCUAUUGCGGGUGAUCAUUCUCGUUACCAUUGCCGCCGCUGCAGUGUCCAGCCGACUGUUCAGUGUUAUUCGCUUUGAAAGCAUUAUCCACGAAUUCGAUCCGUGGUUCAACUUCCGUGCAACAAAAUACUUGGUCGAAAAUGGCUUCUACAGCUUCUGGGACUGGUUUGAUGACCGAACAUGGCAUCCUCUGGGUCGUGUCACUGGUGGCACAUUGUACCCUGGUCUUAUGGUGACCAGUGGAAUUAUCUACCACAUCCUUCGUCUCCUUACGAUUCCCGUCGACAUUCGCAACGUCUGUGUGCUGCUCGCCCCCGGCUUCUCCGGGCUAACAGCCCUGGCCAUGUAUCUCCUGACCUCUGAGAUGUCUACCUCCCCUUCGGCAGGUCUUUUGGCCGCUGCCUUCAUGGGAAUCACCCCCGGUUACAUCUCCCGUUCCGUCGCAGGAAGUUACGAUAACGAGGCCAUCGCCAUUUUCCUUUUGGUGUUCACAUUCUACCUUUGGAUCAAGGCUGUUAAGAAUGGUUCUAUCAUGUGGGGAGCUUUGACUGCGCUGUUCUAUGGAUACAUGGUCUCAGCUUGGGGUGGAUAUGUUUUCAUUACCAACCUGAUUCCUCUCCAUGUCUUCGUGCUUCUUUGCAUGGGCCGAUACAGCACCCGUGUCUACAUCAGCUACACGACAUGGUACGCUCUGGGUACACUGGGUAGCAUGCAGAUUCCUUUCGUUGGGUUCUUGCCCAUCCGUAACAGUGACCACAUGUCCGCCCUUGGUGUCUUUGGGCUGAUCCAGCUGGUGGCAUUUGCGGAGUUUAUCCGCAGCUACUUGCCCGGCAAGCAGUUCCAGAAGCUUUUGACUUCUAUGAUUCUUCUUACCGUCGGUCUCGGACUCGGUGGCCUCGUCCUGUUGUCUGUCUCCGGAGUGAUUGCCCCCUGGAGUGGUCGUUUCUACUCCCUGUGGGACACUGGUUACGCCAAGGUUCACAUCCCUAUUAUCGCUUCCGUCUCUGAGCACCAGCCUACUGCCUGGCCCGCCUUCUUCUUUGACUUGAACUUCCUGAUCUGGCUCUUCCCCGCAGGUGUGUUCAUGUGCUUCCAAAAGCUCAAGGAUGAGCACGUUUUCGUGGUUAUCUACUCCGUUCUGGCUAGUUACUUCGCGGGUGUUAUGGUUCGUCUGAUGUUGACCUUGACCCCAAUUGUUUGUGUUGCCGCUGCUCUGGCCUUGUCGGCAAUUCUUGACAAUUUCUUGGUUGCAUCGACCCCCUCCCCCACCACCGAAAGCAAGGCCAAGGCAAGCACAGAGGACAAAUCACUUCGCUCCACUCGGGAACCCGUGAUUGGUAUCUACUCAUACCUAUCCAAGGCUGUUGUCACUGGAUCGAUCACCCUUUACUUGCUUCUCUUCGUUGCACACUGCACCUGGGUUACUUCCAACGCGUACUCGUCGCCAUCCGUUGUCCUGGCCAGCAAGCUUCCCGAUGGAAGUCAGUUCAUCAUUGACGAUUACCGUGAGGCCUACUACUGGCUCCGCCAGAACACCCCUGACAACGCUAAGAUCAUGUCCUGGUGGGAUUACGGAUACCAGAUUGGUGGCAUGGCUGAUCGCCCCACUCUGGUCGAUAACAACACCUGGAACAACACUCACAUUGCCACUGUCGGUAAGGCUAUGAGCUCCCGUGAGGAAGUCAGCUACCCGAUCCUCCGCCAACAUGAUGUCGACUAUGUCUUGGUCGUGUUUGGUGGACUCCUGGGUUACUCCGGUGAUGACCUGAACAAGUUCCUUUGGAUGGUUCGUAUUGCUGAGGGUAUCUGGCCCGAUGAGGUGAAGGAGCGUGACUACUUCACUGCUCGUGGCGAGUACCGUGUUGACGAGGAGGCCACUCCUGCCAUGAAGAACAGCUUGAUGUACAAGAUGUCUUACCACAACUACCAGAGCCUCUUCCCAGCAGGCCAAGCCAUGGACCGUGUCCGUGGCACAAAGCUGCCCAAGGAAAGCCCCCAGCUCAACACUUUGGAGGAGGCCUUCACCAGUGAGAACUGGAUCGUUCGUCUCUACAAGGUCAAGGACCUUGACAACCUCGGCCGUGAUCACAGCCAUGCUGUUGCCUUUGACAAGGGUCUUAAGCGCAAGCGUGCUACCAAACACAAGGGUCCUCGUGUUCUGCGAACCGAGUAG
Messenger RNA from Penicillium olsonii, 2232 nucleotides. The record is from the annotation of a GenBank genome assembly. Lineage: Eukaryota; Fungi; Ascomycota; Eurotiomycetes; Eurotiales; Aspergillaceae.